AACGUCGUGAGCGUGAGAUGCGGCGGCAGCAGGAGCGCGAGCAGCGGCGCCGCGAGCAGGACGAGAAGAGACGGGUGGAGGACAUGGAGCGGCGCCGCAAGGAGGAGGAGGAGCGCAGGAGGGUGGAGGAGGAGAAGAGGAGGGCCGACCGAGAGCAGGAGUAUAUCCGUCGUCAGCUGGAGGAGGAGCAGAAGCACCUUGAGAUCCUGCAGCAGCAGCUGCUGCACGAACAGGCCAUGCUGCUGGAGAAUAAAUGGCGGGAGCUGGAGGAGCAGCGCCAGGCCCAGCAGCUCCAGAGGCAGCUGCAGCAGGAGCAGGCCUUCCUGCUGUCCCUCCAGCAAAACCCCAGCCUGGAUGGUAACAAAUCCUCCCAGCAGCAGAGCUCCAAACCCCCCCAGAGCGGGGAGCACGAGGGGGUGAAGCCCCUGCAGAGCUCUGAGCCGGAGACAACCCAACAACCACAGAGCGCUGAAUCUGAGAAGACGGUUCAAAAUCCCAGUCUGGAGAGAACUGCACAACCCAAGCUUCCUGUCGCUGACCCCGCCCCCGACUCUGAGCCAAUCAGAGAGUCUGAUGAUCGGUACAGGAAGAACAUCCAGGGCUCUCCCCAGGCGGCUCAGAUCAAACCCCCGCAGAUCAAACCCCCGCAGCCUCCGGUGCCCCCCCGCUCCGAUUCCUCCCACCCCAACGGGAGCUCGGCCUCCGAGGCGCCCGCCAUGCACCGGCCCGUCGAACCACAGGUCCGCUCCCACCUGGCUGCUUUAAAGAGCAGCGGCAGCGUGAACUCGUCAAACUCCAUCGCGUCCGCCCCGCCUCUCGUGUCGCGGCCGCACUCCUUCAGCGAGCUGCUCCCCUCUAGCUUUGAAAACCUUCACCUCCGCAACAACAACAACAAGCAGGAACCCCACCAUCACCCUCCAUCUUCAUCACCAUCAUCAUCUUCAACGCCUGCACGCACUGACCCACAACCCAAACCCCAGCAUAGGCCCAAUGAAACGGCCCCUUCAGAGGAGGUGCCGCCCCGGGUAAGGACAGGGACGAAAAGAUGGUGUAGUCUGGAAGUAGUAGAUGAUAUGGCAAAA
Notothenia coriiceps (black rockcod) is the source of this 1082-nucleotide messenger RNA. RefSeq names its product mitogen-activated protein kinase kinase kinase kinase 4-like. Gene Ontology annotation, cellular component: cytosol. The record is from RefSeq and is a predicted model, not a curated record. The transcript is spliced from 5 exons. Lineage: Eukaryota; Metazoa; Chordata; Actinopteri; Perciformes; Nototheniidae. The annotation marks the transcript as partial.